Messenger RNA from Coccinella septempunctata (seven-spotted ladybird), 7464 nucleotides. RefSeq lists its product as uncharacterized. Lineage: Eukaryota; Metazoa; Arthropoda; Insecta; Coleoptera; Coccinellidae. Gene Ontology annotation, cellular component: nucleus. The record is from RefSeq and is a predicted model, not a curated record. Bases 428 to 6670 code for a protein of 2080 amino acids. Gene Ontology annotation, molecular function: ATP-dependent chromatin remodeler activity; ATP binding; ATP hydrolysis activity. The transcript has 13 exons.
AUGGUUGAUGCUUCCUUGUGAAACAAUGCCAUUUUAUUAUUAAUGGUGCUGUCAAAAUUUCUUCACGAAUAAGCAAGUAAACAUAAUCGGGAAGUUGAUAGAGUAUUUUUCAAUCUAUCAGAAUUUUGCUUUUGGAAAACUAUAUACGUUGAAUUCAGAAUCGUCUGGUACUCGAAUUGUGUUUGUGCUGAAUAGUGAUUGAGAUCGUAUCUUUUUUCUCCCAAUGGAUCUGUUUUGCUAAGUUUGCUAUACCUACACGUUUCUUUCAGAAUUACAUUUACUGGUUUACAUUUCAUUAUCGAAAUAAAGCGUACUAUAAAUGUAGUUGGUGGAUGUAGAUUUGCCGGCCAAAAAUAUCAUCAGAUAUGGCGGCUCAUUUGAAUUCAUUCGUAAACAAAUUGAAAUGAUAUAGUGAUUUGACAUCGAAAUGGAUCCAGUUUUGCAACGUUUCGGAGAUGUAACAAUUCAGAGGGUUGAAAAACCGAGGCCACCGCCUCCACCUUCUGCACCUCAGUUCCAUGAAGCAUCCAUUCUCAAAACAAAAGAUAAGUCUGAAGAUGAAGAGGAGGAAUAUUACACUAGUCUUGAGGAAGAUAGUUUUGAUGAGGAAGAAGAAGCUAUCAAUUUGAAAAGACCACUAGAGAGAACAUUUCCAGUUGAACAAGAAUUACCAGUGAAAAAAUCAAAACAAAGUCCUGUUCAUUCUCGUUUAAAUUUGGGUACGGCAAUUCCUAGUGGGAUAACGAUUGAUAAAAUUUUAGAAAAGAAGCCCCCAGAUGUUUCAAAUAGUUUUAGUGAUGAUGAGAUACCAUCUGAAUUUGGUACUGAUUCAGAGAUGGACUCAGAUGAAGAUCUCAGUAUUCCUGAUCAUGUGCAAGAAAAAACUAGUAUUAAAGAAGAAGAGGAGGAAGAGGCAAAUGAUAGCUCUUUCUUAGAUAAAUUGGUAGACGGGCCAUUUAUGGAGCCAUGUUCAAGUAAAACUCCUGUAUGUACACAAAAUAAAGCAGCAGAAUCAGUUCCUUCAGAAACAGAAGACUAUGAUUAUGACAUAAAAGAAAAAUUGAAGGAGAUGGGGGAAAUUAGUUUUGAAACUGUAAAAAAAGGCGAAAAGCCUAAAAAGGUUGAGGUUAAAGUUGAAAACGAAGUUGUUGUUACGCCUGCCAAGAAACCAGGGGAAAAUGAUGAGAUAGAUCGAAAAACUUUGGCAGCUUCAAAUUUAAGAAGAAAUAUUAGGGAAGUUAUGGAUGAAACUAAAUUAGAUGAAGCUACACUGGCAGCUCAGAGGCUUGAAAUGGAAAGGUUGCAAAGGGUGCAGGAACAACAAAAAUUGUUGAGAGAAUUCCAGAAACAAGCUGCACAAGAAAGAAUGCAAAAUAAAGUUAUAUCUUUACUCCAAGGAAAUAAUUUUUCUAGACCAGGUCCUUCCACAGCUAGAAUAGGAAGUACAGUAUUAGUCAAAUUGCCAAACGGUCAAACUAAAUCGAUGACUCGCUUACCAAAGCGUCCUUUAGAAUUGAUGAGGGUACCAAAAAAUAUUGGACCAACGUCAAUGCCUGCUCCUAGGGCAGGAAAAAGUAUUUUAAGUAUGAAGAGACCGGCAAGUCACCUGACACCCUCAGUGAGCAUUGCUCCUGUACCGGGAAGUAGGAAACUUCCAAUUCCCAUGUCUAAACCUUCUCAUAGUGAUAGUGAAAGUGAAGGGGAAGAAUUUGGAGGCCUUUACUCACGGAAAAGGGGGAAAGAAGGUCAGCCAUCUUCGAACACCACAACGAUAGACAUAUCAUCAGAUGAUGACUGCAUAGUGGUGUCCGAACCUGAAGGUGAGGGUCCUGAAGAAGAAGAUGAGGAUCCUACAAAUUCAGGCAUGCACACCAACGAUGAGUUCAAUACACCUGAUGCCGAAGGCAGGGUACUUAUCAAUGUAGGACAUCCCGAAAACGACCAAGAUAUAUUUUUGGCGCCCCAAAUUGCUAGGAUCAUCAAACCUCAUCAGAUCGGUGGGGUUAGGUUUCUAUACGACAAUGUGAUUGAAAGUACCAGCCGUUUCGACAGUUCUCCAGGUUUUGGAUGUAUCCUGGCUCACUCGAUGGGAUUGGGCAAAACUUUACAAAUAGUGUGUUUCUCCGACAUCUUCCUCCGACACACAUCGGCCAAAACAAUUUUGUGCAUAAUGCCCAUUAAUACCCUUCAGAACUGGAUGGCGGAAUAUAACAUGUGGGUACCGACUGAGGAAAAUGUGAAUUCCAGCCCGCUCUUAAGCCACGGGGAGGUUAGACCGAGGAAUUUCAAUCUCCAUGUAUUGAACGACAGCCACAAGACGUUGACUGCAAGGUCGAAGGUGAUAAAUGCUUGGAGGGCCCACGGUGGUGUGUUACUGAUGGGGUACGAGCAAUUCAGGCUACUUUCUUUGAAAAAGAACCCGAAAACGAGACGGAAAAACAUGGAACCACAAGACGACACUAAGAAUAAGGUUAUGUUUGAUGCUGUACAUCAAGCCCUGAUAGAUCCCGGACCGGACCUAGUUAUAUGCGACGAAGGUCAUAGAAUUAAGAACUCCCAUGCUUCGAUAUCCCAGGCUCUGAAGCAGAUGAAGACUAAAAGAAGGAUCGUGCUGACGGGAUAUCCACUGCAAAACAACCUGAUGGAGUAUUGGUGCAUGGUGGAUUUCGCCAGGCCUAAUUAUCUCGGUUCAAAGACUGAGUUUUGCAACAUGUUCGAACGUCCUAUUAUGAAUGGACAGUGCAUAGAUUCUACGGAGGCUGAUAUAAAGUUGAUGAGGUAUAGGGCACACGUUCUCCAUUCCCUUCUUGUGGGUUUCGUACAGAGAAGAUCACACAGAGUGCUCCAAACUGCUCUACCCCAAAAAGAGGAGUACGUACUCUUGGUCAGAAUGACCAACUUCCAGAGGAACCUAUACGAAACCUUCAUGAACGAAGUCGUACGUAUUCAAUCUGUGCCCAAUCCAUUGAAGGCGUUCGCUGUGUGUUGCAAAAUUUGGAACCAUCCCGACGUUCUGUACAAUUUCCUGAAAAAGAGGGCUGAAGGAUGUGCGAGAGAUAUUGAUCUUGAAGAGGUAGCUAGUGUUGCGAGUACACCAAGUGAUGCAACCGCUCCUCCAACUCCGAAAGAGAAAAAAACACCUGCAUCUAAGGGGAAAAAAUCUUCGCCUAGAGGGAGGCCCCCCGGGUCAGGAAACAAACCAGCGGCUUCCAUAACUCCAUACAGCAGUGCUGGAGAGGGUCAGAACAACGUUUCCCUGACCAACAGUAACCAAAACACCUCUACUUCGACCAACAGCAACAGCGUACCAUCAACGACGAAUCAGGGACAGAAAAAUUUCGCACCCCCUCCGCCAUUCUUCGAACAAUCGAACGCACAGUUUCCGCCGAAUUUCCAGAGCAAAUCGCAGCAAUUCCCCGCGAAUUUCCAAAACAACGCGUAUCCCGAGGACGCGAGAGGCUCGCACUUCAACGAGAACACGAACUGUAGUUUCGACAUGUCGCAGAAUCCGACCCAUAUAUCGACAGAGUCCAAUAACUUCAUGGAGGCCACCUCGCAAGACUCCAACCAGACCGAUACGAGGAGUUACCUGGAUAUCAGCAACCAGAAGGGAAAACCCGUCGAGAUAUUCGCUCAAGGGAACCAGUUCCCGCAGAAUUUCGGAAACUUGGACGUGAACAGCCAGGGCUUCAAUUUCAACCAGGCGGAUUUCCAGAACAACCAGCAGGGUUUCCAGAACAAUCAGAAUUUCCAAGGGGUCCAACAGAACUUCGGGCAGCAGGGGUGGUCCCAGAAUGAGCAGAACGAGUUCUUCAAUUCCUCAUUCGGAGGUCUGAAUUUCAACAGUAACAGCAAUUCCAAUUCCUCGUGGAUGAAGAAGGAGGAUAAAUCUGGGAUCUUGAACAGUCCAGUGAAAAGUGAACUGAGCAACGAUGCCAAACCUAAAAUAAAUAUUAUUAGCGAUAUAAAACUACCCUGUAUGUUUAAUGCGAAUCUCAAUUUGAAUUCCAACAGUAUGGAUAAGAAAAUUAAAAUAAUUAGUGAUAUUAAAAUUGAGCCCAAGAAGGAGGAAGAAGGUGAUAUUAAAGAUGUGAAAGUUGAUAUUAAGGAUGUUCUCCCUACGACUGUUACAUCGGCAUUGUCGCAGUCGUUACCGACAACCAUCAAGGAGGAGGUGAAGAAAGAAAAGGACGAAGUUAAAUUGCUGCCACCGGAAUCUCCCGUUGCCAAAAGUAAUAUUAAUAGUUUUCUCAAUUUUAAAGACAAAGAAGACUGUGGAAUUCCUUACGACUGGGCCUUGGAGUUGCUGAAGGAUUACAUCCCUGGUCAGAUAGAGAACUCGGCGAAAAUGGAAAUUCUUUUCUGCAUAAUCAAAGAAAGCAUAUCACUAGGAGAUAGAUUGUUAGUUUUCAGCCAGUCCCUCAUAACCUUAGAUUUAAUAGAGCAGUUCCUACAAGCCACCGUGGUACCAGGGGACUCCGUGCAUUGGUGCAAGAAUUCCAGCUAUUACCGUCUCGACGGUUCCACUAGCGCUCUCGAACGUGAGAAGCUGAUAAACGAGUUCAACUCCAAUCCGAAGAUCCACCUUUUCCUGGUUUCGACGAGAGCGGGUUCGUUGGGAAUCAAUCUGGUUGGUGCUAAUCGGGUAGUGGUUCUUGAUGCUUCGUGGAACCCCUGCCACGACACUCAGGCGGUGUGCAGAGUGUACCGGUACGGUCAGAGGAAACCAUGUUUCGUUUAUCGUUUGGUGGUGGAUAACUGUUUGGAAAAGAAGAUCUAUGAUAGGCAGAUCAAUAAGCAAGGAAUGUCGGAUAGAGUUGUAGACGAAUGCAAUCCUGACGCCCAUCUCACAAUAAAAGAUGUCAGCACCCUAUGCUGGGACAAUAAGUAUGACGAGGGAGAGGAGAAAGAUUGGUCACACGUGAGGGACAAUUACAUCGACGUCGUCCUUCAAAAGGUCCUGGAGAAGCACGGUAGACGACUGAACUGCGAACCGUUCCAGCACGAAUCCUUGCUGGUGGACAGGAAGGAGAAACAGCUGUCGCAGCAGGAAAAACGGUUGGCCAAAAAGAGCUACGAAAGGGAGAAGUUGGCUUCUAGGCAGCCGACUUACAGCGCCGGGGCAAUGGCUAGAGGACACAGACCAGUGGCGUCUGUAAGGCCAAUGCAGCAAGGAAAUCAAAGGCCCCCCUUUAACCAAAGACUUGUUCCAGGAAGUGAUAGGCCGUCAAGAUGGAUCCCGGCGGAGCAUUGGCAAAGGCAGGGGAUGACCGCCCAAGAAAUGACGCUACCUCUCGACGUCGUCAUACCGACGAACCAGCCGGAGAGAGGCAGCAUCGUUCUGAAGGCGGGACAGAAGGUCUUGGUCCUCAAGUCGCCCAAGGGGGUGUACAUGCAACUCGAGAGCGGUAAAAUCGUGGCCAUUAAAACGGCGAUUAAGGUGAAGGGCAAGCCGGAGGACAACGGCGAUCCGACGAAGAAGCCCCCGCUGCUGCCGCCUUCCAUAAAAAUAAGCCCGGCCCCGUCGGCCGCGCCGCAGAAGAAGGUGGUGAAGCCGUUCACCCCCGGCGUGGCCAAAAUGAAUAUAAAGAGCGUAAAGCAGACUGUACCGAACUUGGUGUCGAGCAUUCAGAGUGUCACCAAGAAGGCGCAGAUGAUGAAGACGCGCCCGUACAAAAUAGGGUCAGAAAUUGCGAAAUCCCUCAUUCAGAACCAGAAGGAGGAGGCGUUGCCGUCCAGCAGCGACGAGGAACACAUGCCUGGCACCAAGGAGAAGUUUCAUCAACGGAAGGAGGAGGCCAAGUCGAAGAAUGAGGAGUUGGAUGAAAUCGAGAAACAUAUUUCGAUGCUUAAAAGUCAGAUAUCGAUCAAGAGGACCUCGGUGCCAGCUCCGGCUUCCGCCCCGAAGGCUGAACAGAAGAAGAUGAAUCAGUCGGUCCUGGAAAAAUUGGAGAGGACGACUUCUCUGGCUCUGACGGAUAACUUGCCAUUCCAGGAUUCCUUGGAAAGUAUAACGAACAACAGCUUCAAAGACGACAACAUGGACGAUGAGGCAGAAUCCGCCUCCUCCUCCACAGACAUGAACAAACAAGUCCCAAGUGAUGUUAGCGAUCACAGCGAUGAAGUGACCUACAUUUCCGAACAACCACCUCAAUACCCUUUGCAAAAUCAGCAGCAAGCAACUGUCGAACCGAAAAUCGAACAAACCCAGCAAGAUUAUCCUUAUAACUAUUACAAUUAUCAACCAUAUCCCCCACCGCAAGGUUAUACUUAUCCUCAGCCUCAACCCUAUGAAAUGAUCGGGGGUUAUCCUGCCCAACAGCCUCCGCCACAACCACAGUACAACUAUACUUAUCAAGGCUACCCACCACCUCCACAACAGUAUCACGCCCCACCACCACAACCGCCAAACUACGAGUAUAACGCGCCCCCUGUGCCCCCACCGCAACCGAUCUACCCACCUUACAAUCCUUACCCUCAACAAUACCCUCCCCCGGUUCCUCCUCAUCAGGGCAUUUACGCUCCGGCACAAAUUCCUCCAGCUGCCCCUUCCUACCCCGAUUAUCAGUAUCAGCAAAUGGGUAACCCCCAAUCCCAGACCCAAACCAAUCAAACGUCUCUUCCUGCCACAUCUAACCAGGCCCCUCAAACGUAUUAUCCUAACUCAUAAAGUGUCAUUUAGUGCAAUCGUAUUGUUUUAUUUAUUCGUUGUUAUGAAUGUAUACUCCUGCAUUAGAUCCUAUCUUCACAUCACCUCUAAUGAAUUGCAUUCCAUUUUACGAUUGGGGAUUCAAGAAUCACAGUAAGAUAAAAUUAUUGUCUGUUAGGAUUCGAAAAAUAUAUGGAGUAGUACAUGAUCAUAAAAUUGAUGUACAUGUUGAAACAGUUCAAAUUCGAUAGGCUGUUUUGUGAUAACUCGAAAAUAUUUCUCUUCUUUAGGAUUCUGAAAGGACUGCCGUCAAGCAAAAAUUUCUGUAAUUAUGUACAUUUAGUUUUAAAUUCGAGAUUGAACAUUGACAAAAUGAACUCUGUUCGAGUUUUGGGAAUAACUGAAAAUGAUUUUAUAAAAAUUUUUGGUAUAAAAUUUUUUCAAGAGAAAUUUCCUUGGUUUGUUUGACCGAUUAAUUGUAUUGUUGAAAUUUAUUUUUUUUAGAUAGAUUAGAUAUAGAUUUAGGUAGGAGAAACAUUGAUUUGCUUAUUACACAUACCUAUACAUGUUUAAAUAAAUGUAAUUGUAAAAGUGAAUUCUUAUCUUGUAACAAGAUAUUUCAUUAGAACUGAUUUCUCCAGUAAGAGCAUAUUUAACACUUAUAAAACUGUAUAAUUUUUAUUUGCAUUUAUUUAAAAUUAUAUUUUACAGUGUAUUUAAACUGUCAAUAUUAAAUCAUUUCAUCUCUGUCCUGGCAACUUACUGAGCAAUGCGAAAAUUAUUUUGAAGAGUUUUCAAUAAAAAUCUCAUAAUUU